AUGGAGGGUCUCGUCUUCAAUGUUAACAAUGGCUACAUCGAGGGGAUUGUCCGGGGGUAUCGGAACAGCCUGCUCACCGGCCAGAACUACUCCAACUUGACCCAAUGCGAAAACAUCGAUGAUGUCAAGUUACAACUCGCCCCUGCCUAUGGCGACUUCCUCGCCGCACUACCUCCCAACCCCUCCACAUCUGCCCUCGCUGGUAAGAUGACGGACAAGCUCGUAGCGGAAUUCCGCUACCUCCUCGCCCAGGCCACGGGGUCUACCGCCAAGUUCCUGCAAUACCUGACAUACGGAUACAUGAUCGACAACAUUGCUCUUCUGAUCACCGGCACCUUGCACGAACGGGACACGCGAGAGCUCCUGGAGCGCUGCCAUCCCCUAGGGUGGUUCGAGACCUUGCCGGUGCUAUGCGUCGCCACCAACAUCGAGGAACUGUACAAUUCCGUGCUGAUAGAAACACCAUUGGCGGACUAUUUCAAGGGGAGUCUCAGCCACCAGGACUUGGACGAACUGAAUAUCGAAAUCGUGCGCAAUACGCUCUAUAAGAACUACCUCGAGGACUUUCACAACUUCGUCAACACCCAUCCGGACUUCAAGGGUACUCCUACGCAAGAGGUCAUGUCUGAGCUGUUGCAGUUCGAGGCCGACCGUCGUGCAAUCAACAUCACUCUGAACUCAUUCGGCACCGAGCUCUCGAAGCAGGAACGGAGGAAGCUGUACCCCGAGUUCGGGAAGCUCUACCCUGAGGGGUCUCUGAUGCUGUCCCGCGCCGACGACCUCGAAGGCGUGUCUUUGGCCGUGAGUGUGAAUGCCGACUACAAGGCCUUCUUCGACGCAGUUGGUCUCAGCCAGGGCGGCGGUGGAGGCUUCGGGAUGGGUGGCAGCUCAGAUGGGAAGAGUCUGGAGGAUCUAUUCUACCAAAAGGAAAUGGAGUUGUGUAAGAUUGUCUUCACGCGCCAGUUCACCCCGGCGGUGGUAUACGCCUGGAUGCGCCUCAAGGAACAGGAAAUCCGAAACGUCACCUGGAUCGCGGAGUGCAUCGCGCAGAACCAGAAGGAGAGAAUCGGAAAUUUCAUUUCUGUCUUCUAA
Messenger RNA from Aspergillus fischeri NRRL 181, 1092 nucleotides. Its product is annotated as H(+)-transporting V0 sector ATPase subunit d. Gene Ontology annotation, cellular component: vacuolar proton-transporting V-type ATPase complex; fungal-type vacuole membrane; proton-transporting V-type ATPase, V0 domain. The transcript is spliced from 4 exons. Gene Ontology annotation, molecular function: proton-transporting ATPase activity, rotational mechanism. The record is from RefSeq and is a predicted model, not a curated record. Gene Ontology annotation, biological process: vacuolar transport; vacuolar acidification; proton transmembrane transport. Lineage: Eukaryota; Fungi; Ascomycota; Eurotiomycetes; Eurotiales; Aspergillaceae. Bases 1 to 1092 code for a protein of 363 amino acids.